ACCUUAUUCCCCCAUCCCCAGUCCUUCCCCCCCCCCCAUUUCCGUCCCUCGCUUCGUUCUGUCUUGAUAAUAGGUGAGCAUUUUUGCUGCCGUCCAAUCCUUUCAAUUGCUUUCAAGUUCUCGUGUUUAUUUCUCCGGCUGUACGGGAAUAAUAAUAAUAAUAUAAUGUCCAACCCCCCGGUAAUGGUUGAUUUACAAGAUUAGACGAUUCUCAUGGCGCCGUCCGAUCAGCCAAUUGCGGAAGCAGAAAAGGCACGACGGCUGGGAGGGACAACGACCAUCACGGCGAGAGCGGGGAAGAGGGAAGCGUACAAAACGCAAUCAUUCGAGUUUCGUGGCUUUGACUUCUUCGCUAAUCGCGACUUCAACGAGUUGAAGAAUGCCUCGCGGGCUUAUUUUGCGCCUUCUGCCAACCCGGAAAAACACCUGCGUCUCCCAUCUACGUGGUUAGGCGAUGCGACGCCUCCUAGCAGCCCGCGGCCCUCCGGCGAAAGGCCAUCGGCCGGAGAGGAAGGGCUUCCCGCUCCGCUUCAUAGUCGUGCGCCCGCGGAAGACAAGAGGAUAAUGGGAUUAAAGAAAGCUCAAUUUUGGUGGUUAAUAGCAUUGAUAUCGCUGUUGCUAGUUGUCGCGAUCGGGGUUGGAGUUGGCGUUGGAGUAGCGUCACAAAAUUCCAAAGAAGCUGCUGUCGCUGGUGCCGGUCCCGAUGCUGUCUCAUCGUCAAGUUCGCCCUCCACGACCGCGGAAUCAAGCUCAAGCAUGUCUACGAACACAGCCAGCUCUGCAACGUCCACUUCUAGCCCGUCCAAGACCCGUACCUCGCCAAGUUCUACUCCCACCGGUAAUGCUGCAGGGAAGAUCGACUGUCCGGCCGCAAACGGAACUACUUACCAAGUUCCGGGUUCGGAUAAGCAAUUCUUACGAAUCUGCGGUAUAGACUAUAGCGAUAUCGAGUCGACGAAUCUACGGCAGGUCCCCACGGAAAGCAUAUUGGACUGCAUGAAGAACUGCGCGGGAACUGCUGGGUGUACAGGUUGCGGCUGGGGCUACAUCGAGGGCGAUACGGGUACCCAGCAUACCUGUUGGCUAAAGGGUAAUUUGAAGAAGUCUCACGAGGCUGACAUCAACUGGGCCUUCGCUAUACUUUUAUAAGCGAAUCGUGAGAUGCGAGAGCGUGAACCUUGGUUAUUUUCAGAUUGGAUAUAAUGGGGCUUGUAAUCGAUUUUUACGUAGGAAAAAACUAAUUAAGCAUGAUACCCCUGAUAAGAAUCACGCUGCUGCUGUUCAAGACAUUCCAUGCGUAUAUUGCUAAGGAUUACGACUCAAUUUUCUAGCUACGAUGACUUGACUCUGGUAAGAAAUCCGCAGAAGUUGGCUACAAGUUACAGAAGACAUGGAAACGACACGGCACAUAUAAUUA
This is a messenger RNA of Daldinia caldariorum, 1417 nucleotides long. RefSeq lists its product as uncharacterized. Bases 214 to 1149 code for a protein of 311 amino acids. The transcript is spliced from 2 exons. NCBI's taxonomy places the organism in Eukaryota, Fungi, Ascomycota, Sordariomycetes, Xylariales, Hypoxylaceae. The record is from RefSeq and is a predicted model, not a curated record.